AUGAAAAGUAAUCUAGGUUACUAUGUUUUGACCAGAUUCCGCCCCUUGAUUGAUUAGAAAGUAACGUCGGACAUAUCGCGCUCGAAACGAAGAAAUGGAUAAUAGUUACUACUACUGACAUCUCUUACACCCUCCAAAAAUCCCUCUUUUCAACUAUUGACACUUUUGUGACCCAGGAAAUUGUGUGACCACUCCAAAAAAAAAAAGUUAAAAAUCCGUUUUGUUUGUUUGUGAGGUGACACGACGGUCAGUCGGCACGAUCUGUUUGAGAAAAAGAAAAACGGGAGCGGGCGGUGGCAAAAAUUGGACAAAAUUUGGUGUUUUAUCUUAACUUUUGCCCGCGUUUGCCGUCAUUUUAAUGAUAUAACGAUAGCUUUGCUCAAAAUCCUUAUAACUUGAGAAUGAAGCAUUUUUAGACGAAAUGAUCAAAUGCAAAGUUGUUGAGCAGACAAUUUGCAACAAUUUUGCAGUUGACAACAUUUUUAGAUAUUCAUUUGUUUUUGAGAUAUAGGCCUACAAAGAUAAGUGAGUUUUGAGACAAAUUGAUGGAAAACAAGGUUUAUAAAUCGGCUUAUAACUUGAGAAUCUUACGUUUUUAGAUAAAACUGUCAACUUAAAAAUUGUUGAGCACAAAAUUUCCAAUAUUUUUGCAGUUGACAAGUUUUUGAGAAAGUCAAUAGUUCGUGAGAUACAGGCCGUCAAAGAUAACGUUUGUAGUAUUGUAGGCUUGUUCAUUCAUCAGCUCAUAACUUGAGAAUAAAGCCUUUUCAGACAAAACUCUUAAUACAAAAGUUGUUAAGAAUAAAAUUUCCAACACUUUUCUAGUUGACAACUUUUUGAAACAUACAAUAGUUCACGAGAUACAAGCGUUCAAAGUUCACUAAUAUUGUCCGAUUCUCAAAACCACCGUACCCCCCAUCCUAACACCCGUUUUCCGGCCAAAAGUGUACAAUUGUGCCGUCAAUUCGCGCUCCAAACCGUUCUUAUCUAAUCCAAACCCAUUUUCAUUUGCGCUCUCCUCGUCGUUCGUUAUCUAUUUUCACAUUUUCCCAGACAUACACUCCUUUCAUUCCACUUUUCUGCGCCCUGAUCAACUGGUCGCUUUUAGUACCCUUUUUACAGUGAAAUCGGCGGGUUACUGUAGCCGUUUUAUCCCCUCUCCAAUUCUUGUUUGUUUGUAAUCGUCGCCUUCUUCCACUUUUUUUGUGAUCGUUGUCAGUCAGUCACAAGAAGAAGAAGAAGAAGAAGAAGAAGAAGAAGAAGAAGAAGAAGAAGAGAGAGUGUUAUCGAUUUGGUCCCCCUUCUUCUUCUUCUUCUUCUUCUUCUUCUGAUAACGUGUCUUUGCCGUCCGUCAGCCCCUACACGCCCUCAAUUAGAAGAACAGAUAUUGUCGCAUUGAUUCGUCGCGUCGUUUUCAGUUUUCAAUCGAUCGAUAGCUGAAAGAGGUGAGCUGUGGCCUAACUUUACAGACGGAGAAACCUAGGCCACGUUUUCCACUAACUAAUGGCCUAACUUUACCGUUUGGGAAAACCUAGGCCAUGAUUUUUACUGUCCUUCUCGAAAACAGCUUGACACUGGUUGGUGGCCUAACUUUCACAUCGCCAGCUAAAGCUAGGCCACGACGUGAUGGCCUAGAAACCUCCUAGGCCAUCUCUCCGCCGCCGUCACAAUAUAUUUACAAUCUUAUCUGUCUCGACUCGACCACGAACAGCACUAAAAGUACAUAUUUACGUGUGGCUCUCUCUCUCCGAAACGCGCUCACACUGUGACUUAUCGUAUCAGGGUCUUGGCAAGUACCCCCCCAAACGAACCAAGCACCCGACUGUCCAAACACCCCCCUUCUUCUUCUUCUUCUUCUUCCGCAAUCAUCAUUUUUUUAUGAGCCCCCCAUCCCCAUUCUAUUGUCGCGGUGGUCAUUCUCUGUUUGUUCGCUUUUGGCUUCUUUUGAGAAAUUUAUAAUAUUUUUAUGUUUUUUUUUCAGGUCGGGUCGGGCACCACCUUCCACCAAUCAUGCCACGUUUCAGUUCAUCGUCACACAAACGGUAUGGAUCGAAUUUUCGAUCAAUUUGGCUCGGACAAAAUGCAAUUUUCCCUCUUGAAAUUCGAACCACGCGACCCCUCGCUUAUCAGUCCAAAACACAACCACUGCGCCACGCGCACCACUAUCAGAUGCUGCGCGUCAGGGCGGUGAUAAGAGCGGUGGCGCGCGUGUCACUCGAAGUCUCAUCGGUCCGUGGGGGACCAUUUUAAUCCCGCAAUUACACCUUUUCCGCCCGCGAUUUUCGCCAUCUCUCGCGCUAAUCCGAAUCUGCGAGAGCCCGGCGGAAAUGCGGAUGAAGCCUGCUCAUUAGAAACGAGGAAAGGGGGGAGGGGUGUGUGGAGCCGCGAGGAGAGAUUAAAACGGAAUUGGAAUUGGAAUUCAGGGACAAGGUGUGUGUGCGUGAGCUCAACUAAUCAUCUGGCAGCAACGGAGCACUGACUUAUUCAUAAGAAGUUGAUGGGAGUGGCCGAAGAAUCCAAAAAAGUGAAAAGUUAGGCCACCGCCUAGAAUUCUGGCCUAGAAUUGCGGUUUGAGAAAGUUAGGCCAUCCCGCUAGACCUCAACGAUCAACUGUAUCAUCCACGCAAACCUUAGACGCUUCAAAAAGAGCAUAUAAAUAUUGUAGGAUUCCAAAAACACACCUCAUUCGCAUUGCCCCCCAAAAAGCCAUAAGACCCCCCUUCUCUUCCCAUAUUAUCAAUCUCGCUCGCAUUGCAGACACGUCUCGAAUUGUCGUCUUCUCGCCCAACAGCAGCAGCAGCAGCGGCACCAUGGCAACCGAAAGCUGCCUCGACAGGCUCCGCCCACUUUUGCCGCCGCCGUCGCCGUCGACGAGCCUCGGGCUCAACAGCCGCCAACUCUUUCGUCUCCGCCACUCGCACCGUCCGUCUUCUCACGCGUUCAAAUGGUUGGUUGGGUUGCAAAGUGUCCGCCGGCCAGCAGUUGCAAACUGUCCCGAUUUCAGUCGUCGUCGGCGCAUCGUCGUCGUCACUCGUUCGAAGAUUUCGCCACGUUGGACUCGGUCAUCGCCGAAAUGGUGCAGAAUAUCAGCGAAAUGACGCAAGAAUUGCAGAAUGUUGGCACGUGAGUACGCGACAAUAUCUGCUUGUUCAUUUCGUUGUUUUGCUUGCAGCGGACGGCCGUGCACGUCAACCUCGUCCAUCGAACAGUCGGUCUUUUUGUCGGCCACCUUCGAGACGAUUCAACCGAUGAUGGCGGCGUUGCACGAGAAGGUUCAGCACGGAUUGGAGGUAAAUAUUGUCGAAGCCAAGCGUUAUUAUCCAUCUUUGUGUCUUUGGGCUCGCGCUUUCACUUUCACUUUCUCUUUCUCUUUCUCUCCCCCUUCCUUGUCCCUAACAGCAAAUAUCAUAAAGAACAGAAGAGGGAGGCGAUGAAUCAUUAUUGUAUGUGUGCACUUUUGUGGGUAUUUGAAAGGUACGCGCCGGCACACGACGACCAUUUGAAUACGAAAUGGACGCAGUUGAUUGUGGGAAAAAAAUGGGGAGAAGAGAGAGCCGCGCCAAGCUGACUUUAAACCCACGUAUCUCGGUCCAUUUUUGAGAUUUUUUCAAUGUUAAAAAAUAAAUCGAAAGAAAAUUUAAUGGUCUACAACUUUUCAGUUGAUUGCUUUUCAUGAUUUUGAGAAUGAGCAUAGAUAUUUUGAGUUGACUAGAGCGCCAAAGUGAUAGCUUUUCCUUAACUUUAAACCCACGUAUCUCGGUAAAUUUUUGAGAUUUUUUCAAUUUUAAAAAAUAAAUCGAAAGGAAAUUUAAUGGUCUACAACUGUUCAGUUGAGUGCUUUUCAUGAUUUUAAGAAUGAGCCCAGAUAUUUUGAGUUUAUUAGAGCGCCAAAGUGAUAGCUUUUCCUUAACUUUAAACCCACGUAUCUUGGUCAAUUUUUGAGAUUUUUUUAAUGUUAAAAAAUGCAUCGAAAGACAAUUUUAUGCUCUACAACUCUUCCGUUGAUUGCUUUUCAUGAUUUUAAGAGUGAGCCCAGAUAUUUUGAGUUUACUAGAGCGCCAAAGUGAUAGCUUUUCCUUAACUUUAAACCCACGUAUCUUGGUCAAUUUUCGAGAUUUUUCCAAUGUUAAAAAAUAAAUCGAAAGACAAUUUUAUGCUCUACAACUCUUCCGUUGAUUGCUUUUCAUGAUUUUAAGAAUGAACCCAGAAAUUUUCAAUUUAUUAGAGCGCGUUCGGUUUUAGUUGAAGGCAAUGGCAAAAAUGGUCAUAAUUUAGUCAAUUUUCAACAUUUUCAGACGUUCUAAAAGCCAUUCAACUUGAAAUUUGCAGCUGUUUCGUCCUCCACCAUGCCCCAGUGCGUCGUUACUCGCCGCCACAGCCGAAAAGCUCGAAGAGUGCGGGGAAUCGUCGCUGAAACAGAAACUGAGCGCCGAAUCGCCGGAAAACCGAUCGUGGCCGUCGAUGAACGCGAUCUUCCGCUGCUUUUCGUUGACCGACCGUCAAGUCAUGGGCUAUUUGAGACAUUUAAAGUCGCAAACGCCGUCGGCGAUGCCGAUUUUCCCCCGCCACCUCGACACGACCAACACGUUUAUUGUGCUCGGCGAGCACGGCGCCUACUUUUUCGCCCGCGACUUUUUGUGCCGCGCCCCAAUGCCCAACGGCGCACAGCAACGCCGGGCAGCGCCGGCGGCGGCGGCGGCGGACAACGAGAUCAGCGGCGGAUCGGACGUUUUUUGGUACGAGGCCUCCGACACCGAUGACGAGUCUUCUUGA
Molecule: messenger RNA, 4773 nt
Organism: Caenorhabditis sp. 36 PRJEB53466
Lineage: Eukaryota; Metazoa; Nematoda; Chromadorea; Rhabditida; Rhabditidae
Source: the annotation of a GenBank genome assembly